Molecule: messenger RNA, 2793 nt
Organism: Ectocarpus siliculosus
Lineage: Eukaryota; Phaeophyceae; Ectocarpales; Ectocarpaceae
Source: the annotation of a GenBank genome assembly
AUGUGCAUGCAAGAGAAAGAAGAAGUGGCGGCUAUGUCUGUGGCGGCGGGGCCAAGCGGCGGGGGAGCGGCGGCGGCAGCUCCGCGACGCACAGGAAAGACUAGCGGCGGUGGUAACAGCGGCGCAGCCGGCGGCGGUGGCGGUGGUGGAAGCGGCAACAGCAGUAGCAGCGGAGGAGUUAGCAGCGCCCAGAAUUCUGCCGGCGGCGGCACCCGCGAGAAUCACAGCGGGUCGAAAAACAAUGCCGGGCCGAAAAAGAAGACCGUCGUCAAAGGUGAAGAGUUGAAAGCGAGGAAGAGGGUGCGCACGUCCGAGAGUGGUGGAGGCGGCGGCGGUGCUUGGUCAUCGACGAAGAAGGCAUCCGCAGGAGCCCGCGCGACACCGAUUGAGGCAGUGCGAGCGUCCGCCGUCGAGUCUGCUGUACCGGGAGCGUUAAAACGGGCUCGCAUUGGGCCGAGAUUGAUCGGGAAAGAGGUGCUCGUGUCGGACGGGGUAGCGGUGGUGUUGACGGGAGUGGUGACGGCGAUCGAGGCCGGACAAGCACGUCUUCACUACAAAGGCCGGAAGGCGAAACUAGACGAGUGGAUCGACGUCCGCUCGGAGAGAUUCCUCUCUGCGACCGAGGCGAAGAAGCAGAUCGAACUCACUCAAUUGGCCAUGAACCCUUCUGCCGGCCAUGUCACCGGCCCUUCCGGCGGCCCUGCUGGAAAGAAAAGAAAGGCCGUGCCCGGCGGCGGCGGUAGCGAAAAAACCGGCGGCAGAUCCAGUGGAAAGCGUGCGAAGAAAGGGGGCGACGGUGAUGGCAUCGAGAAGGCCAGGAGUAAAAAGGACAGCGACAAGAAGCUCGGUGACGGCAAGACUGGAACGGCCGGCGGGGAGAACAAGGCGGGCCCCACGAAAGCCAAGACCAAGACAGCGGGCGACGGGACAAACGCGAACGCCACCGGGAACCGGAAGAAGGACGGGAAGACGGUAGCAUUUAUCAGCAAGAAGCACCGCAGCGGGGAGAAAAUCGCGAACGGGGCCAAGGAGGCGGCGGUAAAAAUCUCCUCCCCAAGUCGAAAAAGUAAGACGAAAACGGGCAAGAUGCGGGCGGUCGGGGGGUGCGAAACAGGCUCGAAAAGCAAAGCGGGGGGCAAGAAAGCAGGGGAACCCGACAUCCGGAGCAACGGCUCAAGUCAGCUGAAGAGCGCCGGCGGCAAAUCUAGUAAAGCUGAAGCGCUUGGCAAUGGGAGCUCCACCGGGAGAAGCAGUGGUGGCGGUACUACCAGCAGCAAAACCAAGCACCAUAGUGAUAAGAAGGUGACAAAGAAAAAGCCCAGAAUGGGCUUGUCCAUCAAGCCCACAGUUAUCCCCCCGCCUGUCGUCGUCCAGAGAGAAGUUCCCGACCACCACGUGAUAUCGAACCGGCGGGCAGUGGUACUCGCCCGGACUUUCGCCAAGGAGACCGAGGAGGCACAGAAAAAUUUCGAAGAGGCUGUUGCCGCCGCAGAGCGAUCGCGGGUUGCUCGUGAGCAGCGCCUGAAGACUUCCUCCUCUCGAGUCCUCCCGCGCCCGCCAGCGUCUCAAGGCGCUGCUUCAUCCUACGCUGCUAAAUCAGUCGGAGGUGGCGGUGGCAGCGCCAAUGAUCCCACGGCUACGGCUACCGCCGUGUCUUCAGGUCCAGGCCGCCGCUGUGUAUGGCCAGAUCUGGGUUUCGGUGGUCAGCCGUGGGGUCUGGGACCGUUCUAUCGCGAAGCGGAAGCCGAAGGGGGGGGCUCGUCUGCGAGCCUCGAUCCCACAAUCGACAGGAAACCGUCGCUGUCACCAUCGUGCGCCUCUUUCGCGGAAGGAGGGUCCAGCCACUCGAGAAAGCCUGGAAAGCAAGGCAAGCUUGAGCACAUCGAUGGGCACGCACAGGGGUGUGUGGCGGAGCUGGGGGAAACACGGCAGGGCGAUGGGAGUGCCGCGAGAUCGCCAGUCGGGGCGGCAUCAGCGUCGGCGGAGAUUCCGACAAAACCGCCUCGAGCGCUGAGGGAAGUACGCCGGGCAAGGGUAGACGCCGGAGAGGCGGUUGACCUCGGGGAAGACGCGGCGUUCCGGAAAUGGCUCGGGCGACUCCGAGCUAUUCAGGAUAUACCGGUAGGCCACGUGGAGAAGUGCUCCGGUUCAUUGGCCGUGCUCCUCGGGACAUCGCCGCCGGAUGGGUCGGUGAGGGCUUCCGUCCGGGCACUUCUGGUUGCCGAGACCCUAAGGGGUGGCGCCAGCCACGAGGUUGCGACUUUCGUACGGAGUCUCGCGGGUUUGAUGGCAGACGCCGCGUCGAAGGCAAGCCCUUCGAAGUCGGCGGCAUCCACACCAACUGUUGGAAACCCAGUGAUACCGUCGGGCGGUGAUAGCCAUGACAACGCGCAGUUUUCGCCUGGCAAGGAUGAAGUGUGUGUGGACACCUUGGAUUUGGAUGCCAAGAAAGGUCACUGUGCGGUUGGAGACAACACGGAUCCGGCAGCAGUGUCCAUCCGGGACAAGGAGGGGGCCGCUGCCUACGCCCAUGCUCUGGCGUAUCUGGCGCGUUCGAAACGCAAGCAAGACAGGGCGGCGGCGCUAUCGAUACGAGAGAAAGAAGAGGCCGAGGCUGUGGCGGCGGCGGCUGCUGCAGCACUCGCGGAGGCCCAAAGCAGCAAGAAAGGAUCGCUUGGCGGUCCGCCGGUAGACUUGUUGGCGCGCUGGGAGAAGGUCGGAGCUGUUGCAGUCGCCCAGCCAGUACCAGGUGCGGGUGGCGACGACGACGACGAGGAGGUGAUGGUUGACUGA